This is a messenger RNA of Gadus macrocephalus (Pacific cod), 3070 nucleotides long. It is a transcript of the gene hck, whose product is annotated as HCK proto-oncogene, Src family tyrosine kinase. The transcript has 13 exons. Gene Ontology annotation, molecular function: signaling receptor binding; ATP binding; non-membrane spanning protein tyrosine kinase activity. Gene Ontology annotation, biological process: cell surface receptor protein tyrosine kinase signaling pathway; cell differentiation; protein phosphorylation. Bases 258 to 1763 code for a protein of 501 amino acids. The record is from RefSeq and is a predicted model, not a curated record. Gene Ontology annotation, cellular component: extrinsic component of cytoplasmic side of plasma membrane. Lineage: Eukaryota; Metazoa; Chordata; Actinopteri; Gadiformes; Gadidae.
AGGUUCCUCAUUCUGACCAGAAGCUCCGAAGCACAACUUCCUAGUACAGACACACAGUGUUUGUACAGAGACCCAGUGUGUGUUGCUGUACAGGAACAGUCGCUGCAGUCGCGCUUUCCCAUCAGCGAGAGGCAACCGAGCUGCAGGAUGGAGUCGUCGUGAGAUUAGGACUAUUUGAUCGACGGUAAAACGGCUCUAGAAGAUAACAGCAGCGAAAAGAGGUGGGCUGAAACAAGGGCUGUCCUCUGACCCGGAGCAUGGGCUGUGUGGGCUCCAAACAGGAGCACCCUAAGAAAGGAGGGGGAAAGGAGGAGGCCCCCAGCCGAACCCUGACCCCCCACUACGUCAAAGACCCCACCAUGGGGAACUCGGCGACCAAGCCGAGUAAAACACAAUCACCUUCAUCAACAUUGGAUGAAGCAGAGAGCAUUGCUACUGCAUUGUUUGACUAUGAGGGCAUCCAUGCGGAUGACUUGGGAUUCAAGAAGGGGGACAGGCUCAAGAUCUUACAGGAAUCAGGAGAGUGGUGGAGAGCUGUUUCCAUAAGCACAGGACAGGAGGGCUAUAUCCCUAGUAAUUAUGUAGCCAAGAACAAUCUGGAAACAGAAGAAUGGUUCUUCAAGGGCGUCAGCAGGAAGGACGCAGAGAGACAGCUGCUGCUCUCGGGGAACAAGACAGGGGCCUUCAUGAUCCGAGAUAGUGAGACAACUAAGGGAAGCUACUCAUUGUCUGUCAGAGAUGGCGAGAGCAAGUCAGGCGACACGGUCAAGCAUUAUAAGUUACGAACGCUGGACAACGGAGGAUUCUACAUCUCGCCUCGCAUCACCUUUAGCACCCUGCAGGAACUCGUCAGCCAUUAUAAGAAGCAGGGGGAUGGCCUGUGCCAGGUCCUGACCAACCCCUGCCAAAACCCCAAACCCCAGAAGCCCUGGGAGAAGGACGCCUGGGAGAUCCCCAGAGACCGCCUCAAGCUGGACAGGAGGCUGGGCGCUGGGCAGUUCGGGGAGGUCUGGAUGGCUACAUACAACAAGCACACCAAGGUAGCAGUGAAGACCAUGAAGCCCGGCAGCAUGUCAGUGGAGGCCUUCCUCAUGGAGGCCAACCUGAUGAAGUCUCUGCAGCACAACAACCUGGUCCGCCUCCACGCUGUGGUCUCAGAGGAGCCCAUCUAUAUCGUCACUGAGUAUAUGGAUAAAGGGAGUUUGCUCGAUUUUUUGAAGAGCGACGAGGGGAACCGUAUUCAGCUCCCAAAAUUGAUCGACUUCUGUGCUCAGAUUGCAGAGGGGAUGGCCUACAUCGAGCAGAGGAACUACAUCCACCGAGACCUGCGAGCUGCCAACAUCCUCGUCAACAAAGAAUUAGUGUGCAAGAUUGCUGACUUUGGCCUUGCUCGCAUAAUCGAGGACAAUGAGUACACUGCCAGAGAGGGCGGAAAGUUUCCCAUCCGCUGGACUGCCCCUGAAGCCAUCAACUUCGGCUCUUUCACCAUCAAAUCUGAUGUCUGGUCAUUUGGUGUUUUGCUGACAGAAAUUAUCAGCUAUGGACGCACACCUUAUCCAGGUAUGACCAACCCAGAGGUGAUCAGCUCCCUGGAGAAAGGAUACCUCAUGCAGCGCCUGGAAUGCUGUCCCAAGGAACUCUACAACAUCAUGCUGGAGUGCUGGAAGACCAAGCCAGAGAACCGGCCUACCUUUGAAUACCUUCAGAGUGUUCUGGAAGAUUUCUAUACGGCCACAGAGAGCCAGUACCAGCAGCAGCCAUGAGAGUUACAUAAAGGGUACAUUAGCCUAAUUUGAUAUGGCGUCACUUUCCCGUACGGUUCUAUUUAUUUUGGACACACACACGCACGCACACACACACACACACACACACACACACACACACACACACACACACACACACACACACACACACACACACACACACACACACACACACACACACACACAGGGCCGUAGCACCAAAUCCUGGGCCCCUAUACUAUAGGUACUGAUGGACCCCCCUGCGCUCAGUUGUUGACGGGGACGGGGACGGGGGAAGACGUGGCCGGUAGAUAAUAUAUAUUUUUUUUUUUCAGGGGCCCCCCCUCUGCCUUGGGCCCCCCCACAACUGUCCCCUUUGUCCACACACACACACACACACACACACACACACACACACACACACACACACACACACACACACACACACACACACACACACACACACACACACACACACGUAGCCUGAACUACAACAUCUUUACAGUGCAUCUUCACAGUGCUCUCUCUCUCUCGUUCAUCUCUUUCUCUACCUCUCUCUCUGUCUGAGCCACACUCUCUUUUUCGAUGACUAUUAUGCUCUGUAGCUGGCUAGACAAUAAACACACAAGUUAUUGGCUGUGAAUUGAUACAUCUUGUUAAUAUGUUGCACAACAUAUUGUAUAUACCAUCUGCAAUACUAUCUAAAUCUGCAAUUUCAAUUGGUAACAUGGAAAUGUCCUAAUGAUGCCCUUGUACACACUCUGCAUCCAUAGAAUCAGCCACAAACUGCCAGCCACUGUAGUGUCAAUGGGAUCCUCUUGUUACAAGAUAAAUAGGUCAAUUAUUAACAACUGUGGUAAAUGCACUGUUGACCACAUAGUUUAGAAAACAUACACAUAUAAAGUCCAACGUACGACAUGUAAUAUACAAACCAUAUUUUUAUAUUAAAACGCUUAAUGUUUCCGUUCUCCAAGUUUUUUGAGUGUCUUUACUAAAUUUACUUUGUGCCUUUUCUCUAACUUUUGCUUUGAUGGUAGGCCUACUGCAACUGCUAUGAAUCUGCAUUUAAUAAGGCCUUGACUUUUAUUGUGAUGGAAAAUUAAUUUAUUUGUUCAUAUAGUAGCCCUCUCAUCCUUUACAAAUAUGAAUGAUCUUGUUUUUAUCUAACUAGAUCAAUGCUUUUAUUUCAUUCGUUUGAAUACUGUAUACAAAUUUGAAUUAUAUACUUUUGAUAUAAAUGUUUUUCUUUAGGUUCAAGCUGGUAACAAUGGAGUAGUUUAUACAAUAUUACAUAAUUGUGUUUUUUAAUAAUAAAGAUUUUUUUCUGA